UCCUUAAAGGUCCUGGAGGGACAACCACAGGCAUCUAAUUAGCUGUGAUAUCUCAGAGUCACAGUUCUUAAAGACUUUUCUGCUGGGAAAAAAAAAGACUUUGAAAAGUUACCCACCACAAUGACGGACAGAAGCCCCUUCGAAACUGACAUGCUCACCCUGACCCGCUACGUGAUGGAAAAGGGACGCCAGGCCAAAGGGACCGGGGAGCUCACGCAGCUGCUGAAUUCCAUGCUGACCGCCAUCAAAGCCAUCUCCUCGGCAGUGCGAAAGGCCGGUCUAGCCAACCUUUAUGGAAUUGCGGGCAGCGUGAACGUGACAGGGGAUGAGGUGAAGAAACUGGAUGUAUUGUCUAAUUCCUUGGUAAUCAACAUGCUUCAGUCCUCCUACAGCACCUGCGUCCUGGUCUCAGAAGAGAAUAAGGAGGCGAUUAUCACUGACAAGGAGAAGCGGGGCAAAUAUGUGGUCUGCUUUGAUCCACUGGAUGGAUCUUCCAACAUUGACUGUCUGGCUUCCAUCGGAACCAUAUUUGCCAUCUACAGAAAGACUUCAGAGGAUGAGCCUUCUGAAAAGGAUGCCUUGCAGACUGGUCGCAGCAUCGUGGCUGCUGGCUAUGCUCUCUAUGGAAGUGCGACCCUGGUGGCUCUCUCCACCGGGCAAGGUGUGGACCUCUUCAUGCUUGACCCAGCUCUUGGUGAAUUUGUCCUGGUGGAAAAGGAUGUGAAGAUUAAAAAGAAAGGAAAGAUUUACAGUCUCAAUGAGGGCUAUGCCAAGUAUUUUGAUGCCGCCACUACAGAAUAUGUGCAGAGAAAGAAAUUUCCUGAGGAUGGUAGCGCUCCCUACGGAGCUAGGUAUGUGGGCUCCAUGGUGGCUGAUGUACACCGCACUCUUGUCUAUGGAGGAAUCUUCCUGUACCCAGCAAACCAGAAAAAUCCUAAGGGCAAGCUCCGGCUCCUGUAUGAGUGCAAUCCUGUGGCCUACAUCAUUGAGCAGGCAGGUGGUUUGGCCACCACAGGCACACAGCCUGUACUGGAUGUGAAGCCUGAGGCCAUUCACCAACGAGUUCCCCUCAUUCUGGGGUCCCCGGAUGAUGUGCAGGAGUACCUCACCUGUGUACAGAAAAGUCAGGCAGGCAGGUAGUGAGUUUGAUUUUGCAAUCCCUCUAUAUCUUCUGCCUUGUAUUGAAGAGUCAGAAUGAGUGGUGUGUGGAAACGGCGGUGAUGAAUAAUAAAAGGCAAAUCCACCAGAUCACAUCCCCAAGAGCUUAUUACAGGUCUAGAAGACAGAGACUAUUCUGUGGAUGUUGUAAAGGUCUAAAAAUAAAAAAGACAUCUAGGCAAAGAACAA
This is a messenger RNA of Erinaceus europaeus (western European hedgehog), 1347 nucleotides long. RefSeq names its product fructose-bisphosphatase 2 (gene FBP2). The transcript has 7 exons. Lineage: Eukaryota; Metazoa; Chordata; Mammalia; Eulipotyphla; Erinaceidae. The record is from RefSeq and is a predicted model, not a curated record. Gene Ontology annotation, cellular component: cytoplasm; cytosol. The coding region runs from base 121 to 1140 and encodes 339 amino acids. Gene Ontology annotation, molecular function: fructose 1,6-bisphosphate 1-phosphatase activity. Gene Ontology annotation, biological process: fructose 1,6-bisphosphate metabolic process; sucrose biosynthetic process; fructose 6-phosphate metabolic process.